UUAAAGUUGUGAGUGACAGUUGUUUCUGAACAGAGCAGUAGUGGAGUUUAUCCUCGUGCUGUGAGACACAAUAUACUUUACCAAAGACGCUUUAACACUCAGUGAAAAGCGACUGGCUAGCUUUUCUCGCUUUUUGCUCCCUGUGAGAAGCUGUCCAACAUAUUCAGCACUACAGUGGACACUGCCAAAGAAAACAGGUAAGUAAAGGAUAAAUGCUUGUUUGCAGACCAUGGCGUUAACUGUGAACUGGUGGACUCUGGCUUUGAGCGCCUGUCUCGUGCUGAUGGUUCGCGCUGAAUGCGGCAGAGACUGCGCGGUUUGCGUUUACCGGCUGUUCCGUCAACAGACAGAGAUCGACACAUUCACCUGCUCAUUACAGUGUGAGGGGACAGUGGACUCCAGAACACUAGAAAUCUGCAAAAACAUCCUCAGUGAAGAGGAUCGCCUUGCAAUGGACAACCUCAAACAAGAGGAAGAGAGUGCAGACCAUCUUCUUGCCAAAAAAUAUGGUGGAUUCAUGAAGCGUUACGGGGGCUUCAUGAUUAAGAAAGCAGCAGAUAUCGGCACAGGAGCCCCGGCUGAAAAUGAUGACACAGAGGCCAUUAGUAAGAAAUAUGGAGGCUUUAUGAAAAAGGACAAGGUAGAAGGUGGAGCCGAAGACCAACAGGUGGAGCUGCUAAGAGAGAUCCUCAGGGUUGGUCUCACCUCAGAGUCAGAUGAGCAGCAUGAUGGGGAUAUGGUCAAGCGCUAUGGAGGAUUUAUGAGGAGUGUACAGGGGAACAGUGAUCUAGGGGAGGCAGGGAGAGACCUGCACAAGAGAUACGGGGGGUUUAUGCGUAGAGUGGGCAGGCCUGACUGGUUGGAUAACCAGAAAAGCAGUGGCUUUCUGAAACGCACUUGGGAGGAUGGAGGCGAGACUGCCCUGCCCAACAUGCAGAAGAGAUAUGGCGGAUUCAUGGAUUAGAGUUAAAACAUGGACACCCAUCCUAAACAAUCUGUUCCUACUUUGUGUCGAGCUUGCACUGUAUUGUACUUGCACUGUAAUUUCAUGUGUUCAUUUUUAAUCUUUAUUUAUUUUUGUCUGCUGAAUCUUCCUCCAUAAUGUACAGUGUACAUUUGUGUUUUCAGUGACUAGAGUUUGUGCUUAAAAAAAAAAAAAUGGACAGAAAAUAUUUUCCCAUUCUCUGUGUUUACAGUGGAAUCACUCAUCAGGGACAUUCGGUAGAGACAAAGACAGAGGACAAUAAUCUAAACAUCUUCUGGAACACAUCACCAUGAAUGAAAAUUACCUUUCACAUUGUUGCUUUGUUCUCUAAGAAUCUCAUCACAUUA
Molecule: messenger RNA, 1332 nt
Organism: Labeo rohita (rohu)
Lineage: Eukaryota; Metazoa; Chordata; Actinopteri; Cypriniformes; Cyprinidae
Gene: penka
Product: proenkephalin a
Exons: 3
Coding region: 230-964 (244 amino acids)
Biological process (GO): neuropeptide signaling pathway; sensory perception; chemical synaptic transmission
Cellular component (GO): axon terminus; dendrite; neuronal cell body
Molecular function (GO): opioid receptor binding
Source: RefSeq, a predicted model, not a curated record